GCAUCACGUGUCUCUCUCUCUCUGUAGUUCCAGGCAGAUUUUGACAUGUUUAUUCCUCUCCAACAGCUCUACUGUGGUUUCUCUCUGACGUGUCAUCUGCUGGCAGGUGUUCAGAAAUGUGCUGUAUGUGCUUCUGAAUUACACAGCCCGGAUCACUGUGCAGCAGAGGACCAAGGAACGGGGCACAAACAUGAAAGAGGGAAGUGGCGUUUCUCCCAUGUGGAAAGUGUUGCUGGUGGGGAUGUGCGUGCUGCUGCUCCUGAGCACGGCAGGUUUAGUGUUUCUGCUGUUUCGGCAGAAAGAGUUGGCAGACGAGCUGUUUAGGCUGGAGUCCCAGCUGCAGGAGCUGACAGAGAGCUGCAGGUUGCGGGCGGGAAUCCUGCCCAUCGACCCCGGAGAGGCCCGAGAGUUCAGGAAGCUCCACCGCCGCAGGAGAAACCAGGAAGAAGAUCCAACGCAAAGCCAAGAUCAGAAGGAUAUGCUGAUGCUCAUGACAUACUCUAUGGUUCCUGUCAAAGCCUUCACAGACAUGUGCAGGAGCUCCAAAGGAAUUUGUUUAACAGGCCCACCUGGACCGCCAGGUGAACCCGGUUCACCUGGACCAGCGGGUCCACCGGGGCCAGAGGGGAGACGAGGAAGAAAAGGUCUUCCUGGUCCACCUGGUCCACCCUGCUCCGCCUGUUGUUCCACUGACGUGAAAAACAAGAUUACUGAAGGAAGUAUUCGUCAAAUUCACGCAUGGAGAGAAUCACCGACACCACGUCCAGCUGAUAACACCACUAAUGUUUUGAAUGUUAGUGGCACAAAUAUAAAAUUAGAUUUUGGUUCUUUUUAUCCAAACCACAGCCAAGACGCCUUCAAUGAUACCAAAAAAGAAAAUGUCACAGAGGUCCCAGCAGGCGAGAGGUCCCAAUCAUCAGCAGGCCUGCUGAGUGUAGCCUUAGGCAACAACAGCGACUCCUUCAGAAAUGUUACUGUUACUACAGUGGAAAGUGAGUGGGUAUCACCUCACCCAGAUUACCAAAGUGACAACGUGACUGAAAUCAAUCCAGAAAAUGUUACAGAAGCACCAAUGAAUUUAUUAGCAGUGUUACCGACACCAGGUGAGCCUCAUGAUGCUAGAAAUGCUCUCUCUGAGGAACCAUUAGACACAUAUUUGAAAGCUGAAUCACCAACAGCACAUCCAGCUGAAAACUUCAUAGAUGCUUUGAAUGUCUCUGACUCUGAGAAACUGGACAAUAAGACAGAAUCAGAGCAUUCACCGUUUUAUGAAGAUUACAGCUACAGCACAGCGAUUCUUACAGACCCCGAAGUCAUCACAAAGGCAGCAGGAAAAUUAACAGAAUCACCAACAGAUCGUCCAGCUGCAAACACCAGAGGAGACACAAAACCAUUUAUGCACAACUUUAAUGAUACCAACACUGAAAAUGUUACAAAUGGACCAGUACAAUUAUUACCAGCUCCACCUGAUGCAGAUAUAAAUAGUGACUCCUCUAAUGGCAGCAAAACUUUCAUUAAAGCAACCCUGAAAACGGAAUCACCAACAGUGUAUCCUCUUCAGAAAACCACCACAGAUGCUUUGAAUGUCUCUGAAUCUGAGAAACAUCUGGGCAUGAAAGUGAAAACAGAACCAGUAACAUUUGAUGAGGAUGAAAGCCAGGGGACCUUGAAUGAUACAGAAACUAAAGGACCAGUAAUGAUGUCAACAGAAUCACCAACAGAACAUUCAGCAGAAAACUCCAGAGGUGCUUUGAAUGUUUCUGACUCUGAGAAACUUUCAGAUGCAACAACAGAACUUGAGUCCUUAAAUUUGGAUCAAAAUGACAGCCAGGGCUCCUGGAAUGAUACCGACACUGCAAAUGUCACAGAGGGGCCAGUAAGAGUAUUAAUAGCCCCACAUGAUCCCAACAUAAAGAGUGAUACAUUUAAUGGCAGGAGAACCAUCAUUAAAACAAGCACAAUAGCAGUAACACCAACACCACAUACAGCUGAAAACACCAGAGAUGCUUUUACUGUUCCUGGUUCUAAAAAGGAUGCAGACAAAACAGUAGAACCUGAGCUAAAAUCAGCUGAUAAAGAUGUUGCCUUCAAUGUUGCUAAACGAAAUGCUACAGAGGCACCAGUGACACGAUUUAGAGGUUCACUUUCUGAAGAACUGGAUAAAAACAGAGACACUUUCAAUAACAGUGGAAACGUCAACGAUAAACCCAUGACAACUGAUUCUUCAAAUAAGCUCUGGUCUGAUAAUAAGAUCAGUGUGACCACCGGUGACAAAUCAACAGAAAGUGAGUGUAUUAUUAAAAGCAUAAAAUGCUCAGAGAAGCCCACUGAAAUGGAAAGCACCUAUGGAGCCUGGAUGUCAGACGCGUCGCAGCUGGAUGAAGAUCGGUACUGGCUGGCCGAUCAUUUUUCAGGUCGACAUUUGCAGGAGUAUCACAACCUUUCAACGCUGCAAAACCCUAAAAACACUACAGACACCAAGAGGUUCUACCAGGGGUGUGGCCAUGUUGUUUAUAAAGGAUCAUUUUACUACCACAACGGUGGAAAAAACAGACUUAUAAAAUUUGGUCUGAAAAAGAAGAUAACGCAGAUUCUGACCAUGCCAGACACCAGAUAUCACAACCUGAAUUAUCUUUUUCGAAACUCAAAGACAUACUUCAAGUUUGCUGUGGAUGAAAGUGGACUGUGGGUCAUCUUUGCCUCAAACGCAGAUGACAGCACACUGGUCGCAAAGCUCAACGAUGACACAUUCUCUAUAGAGUCUGUCAUAAACACCAACUACCCAACGGCUAAAGCAGGAAAUGCUUUCAUUGUGUGUGGGGUGCUGUAUUUUACAGAUGACAAAGACAGAAGGGUGACAUAUGCCUAUGAUUUAAAGAAAGAGAGUCCUGUGGAUGCAGGUUUUGAUAUAAGAUCAGGUAAUGGAAUCUUGGCUAUGCUGUCGUACUAUCCCAACAAAAAGCUUUUGUACGUGUGGGACAACAAAAGUGUGAAUACCUGCAGAGUUAAAUUCAAAAAGACCUAAAAAUAAAUAAUCAAACUCUAUGACAUCAUGCAGUUGGAUUCACAAAGCAUUGUAUGGUUUAGUUUUGUCACAAUAUACAGGUAAAUAAUUGCGCAAUUUUUCUUUUUGUGUGCUUUUCAGUUUAGUUUGUAAAAAACAACCAAAAACCAAAGACCAAUAGUAUUCAUAGCAACGUAUAUUUUUGUAUUUUUCUGUAGACCGACUUCUGUACUGAAAGUCUUAUAAUCCGGUCAAAUAAAAGGUGUGUGAGACCUCUUUAAAAAUAAUCAGGUUCUGCUGUGUCAACAUGAUGUUUAGCAUUUUUCACUUCUCUCGAGAGCCUGCCUUAAUGAGUAUGUGGAUGUGACAAAGCUAUCUGAAUACAUGAAGGUGGUGUACAGGUGGUGGUGGACGGCAGAAGCUCACAAUCCAAGUUUUGUCCAGGAGCCUGAAGAGAUGACACACUGGAACAGCUAACUCUGCGGCUGGGUUGAGACAUUUGAAAUCAGACUUUCAGUGUACAUUUAUAUGAGUAGUUUUUGUUUGCAUGUCUUACUUUGUACAACUGACUGGGAGAAAAGUUGUAACCUUACACAUACACUCAUUGGCUAAUUUUUAGGUACACUUUGCUAGUACCGGGCUGGACCUCCUUUUGCUUUCAGAACUGCCUUAAUUACCAUACAAAUGUUGCAGUAUAAACUAAGAACCAUUAAAUCAGGUAAUGUUUGUUCAGAACUUCUGUUGUUUAAUUUUGGUGAGCAUUUGUGAAUUCAAUGUAGACAGGAGAGGCAGUCUUGAGUGUUAUGUUAACACAAGUGAUGUCAAACCUAUAGCCCAUAUUUCUGAGAGUAUUCUUCAUUUCUUUCUUUGUUUAAAGUUACAUGCAUUAAAAUGUCAAACUAC
Molecule: messenger RNA, 3907 nt
Organism: Oreochromis aureus
Lineage: Eukaryota; Metazoa; Chordata; Actinopteri; Cichliformes; Cichlidae
Exons: 27
Coding region: 191-3025 (944 amino acids)
Biological process (GO): signal transduction
Cellular component (GO): cell surface
Source: RefSeq, a predicted model, not a curated record